GCGCGGGAGCCGGGAGCCGAGCCGGCCGGAAAGUCGCCGGAGCGCCGCGCCCCCCGCCCGCCCGGGCUCGGAGCCCCGCGUCGCGGUCCUGGCGGGGCCGGUGCAGCCGGCGGGGGCCCAGGCCCUGCGCGGCGGCGGGCGGACCCGGCGCGCGGUCGCCUGAGCGCCCCCAUGGCCCGCGGCGCGGCGGCCUGCACCGGCGACGCACGGCUGCCGCUCGGCCGGGACGCGCUGCGGCCGGCGCCCGCGCUGCUGGGCCCCGCCGUGCUGCUGGGCGCCGCGAUCGGCGUGGGCCUCGGCCUCUGGCUCGGCUGCCGCGCCGGCCGCCAGCGCCUGCGGCUCCAGAAAGACGAUGCUCAAAGUCUGCUCAAGAAUUUGGAGGCUAACGUACAGACCCCCUCGGAAACUGGCUCCCCGUCAAGGAGGAGGAAGAGAGAAGCGCAGACGUCGAGGGACGAGGACGUUCUGGACGAGUGUGAUUCUCCUUCCAACAGCAACGUUGCUGCAUUUGCGCUGAGGGCAAAGGUCGUCUACCCCAUCAACCAGAAGUUCCGGCCUCUGGCCGACGGGUCCUCCAACCCGUCUCUGCAUGAGAACUUAAAGCAAGCCGUCCUGCCGCACCAGCCGGUGGAGGCCUCCCCUUCCAGCAGCCUGGGGAGCCUGAGCCAGGCCGAGAAGGACGACUGCAGCUCCUCCUCCAGCAUCCACUCGGCCACCAGCGACAACAGGUUUCUCAGCCGCACCUUCCUCCGCGUGAACACCUUCCCGGAGGUGCUGGCCUCUGAGAGUGCAGACAUCGACCUAUGCGUCUACCACCUUCACCUGAAAGAUCUGCUGCGUUUGGACACAGCGCUGAGACGGGAAAAGCACAUGAUGUUUAUUCAGAUUUUUAAAAUGUGCCUCCUUGACCUUCUUCCUAAAAAGAAGUCUGAUGAUGAAUUAUACCAGAAGAUUCUUUCAAAACAAGAAAACGAUUUGGAGGAGUUAGAAAAGGGACUUCAGGUCAAGCUGUCAAACACGGAGAUGUUGGGUGCUGGUGACUCAGAAUACCUCACCCUGGCAGACGAGGAAAGGAAGGAGAGAGAGUGUUCGGAGCAGCUGAUGGAUAAUAUGGAAGCUUUCUGGAAACAGAUGGAAAACAUCCAGCACUGUCUUGUGGACCAAUUUAAGUGUUCCAGCUCCAAAGCCCGACAGCUCACGAUGACGCUCAUGGAAAGAAUGACCACAGCGGAAGGGCUGCUGCACGGCUCCCAGGAUCUGCAGGCGCUGGAUACCCUGGAGAGGACGAUGGGGCGGGCGCACAUGGCAAAAGCGAUCGAGUCCCUGCGGCUGCAGAUCCAGGAGGAGACCAGGUGCCGCCUGGCCGCCAUUUCCCGCGGCCUGGAGCAGCUGGCGGAGGGCAGGCUGUCCGCGCGGCAGAAGGAGGAGCUGCUGACCCAGCAGCACAAGGCCUUCUGGCAGGAGGCAGAGCGCUUCAGCAGGGAGUUUGUCCAGCGAGGCAAAGACCUGGUCCAGGCAUCUCUGGCUCACCGGGCAGAGGGGACGGCAAAGCUCAUGCUGGCCCAAAAGGAGGAACAGAGAAGCCUUCUGGCUGAGGCCCGGCUGACUGCUGACCCGGAGAAGUUCCUCAAGGCUUUCCACGAGGUCCUGGAGAGGCAGAGACUGACUCUGUGGGACCUGGAGUUGGAGGAGGACCUCAGGACCACGGAAACCCUGGCUGCGCUCUGCCAGGAACUGUACUGCAGCACCGUAGACACUUUCCAGAAGUUUGCGGACGUCCUGUUCCUUGAGAGGCUCCCGGGCGUGACUGGCCUCCCCCGGGCGGAGUGUGACUGCUUGAGACAGGAGGUGCGGGAGGACGCCGCCCGGCAGCUGGGGAAGUCGGACCGUUUCCGGAGGCAGCAGUGGCAACUCUUCCAGGAGCUCCUGCAGCGAGAGCAGCAGGUGUGGAUGGAGGAGUGUGCUCUGUCCGCUGUGUUGCAGACACACCUGCGUGAAGACCACGAGAGCACUGUGCGCGGAGUCUUGGGCCGACUUGGCGGCCUCACUGAAGAGUCCACGCGGUGCAUCCUGCAGGGCCACGACCUGCGGCUGCGCUCGGCCCUCCGGAGGCUGGAUCUCCGCGGCAGCUCCCUGGCCGCCCUGGCGCAGAUGAGGCUGUCGGGGAAGAAGCGGCUGCUCCGGGAGCUGCGCGAGCAGCGUGCGCUGGAGCAGGCGUCCUCCCCGUGCCCGGACGAACACCUGUGGCAGCUGCUCAAAGCCCUGGAGGCCCGUGUCCUGGAGGAGACUGGCAGGCUGGAGGAGGAGGCCCAGCAGACUCGGCUGCAGCUCCAGCAGCAGCUCCUGGCUGAGGCCCAGGAGGUCGGGCAGCGGCUGCAGCAGCACACGGAGCGCGCCAUUGGUCAGGCACUGCUGGGGUACGCACGCAACGCGGCCACCAAGAGCCGGGCCAAGGACAGGGAUGACUUCAAGAGGACGCUGGUGGAGGCGGCCGUGGAGAGCGUCUACGUGACCAGCGCUGGCGUCAGCCACCUCGUGCAGGCGUAUGACCAGCGAAUCGGGAAGAUCGUGCAGGACCACGGGGAGAGAAAACUGCAGCACCUGAAGGCCCUGCAGGGUGAGAGGGUGGAAAAUUACAAGCUACGGAAAAAGCAAGAGCACGGCGGUCCUUCGUCCGGGAGCAGACUGGCAGGCGGAACUCUCGGGGCCUCCCAGGCUGUCCACCAGAGGAUGCUGUCGCAGCAGAAGCGCUUCCUGGCCCGGUUCCCUGUGCACCAGCAGGUGCGCCUGGACUCCCGGAAGCAGCAGGCGAGAGCUAUGGACCUUCUGGAAGCCCAGCUGGAGACCCAGCUGCAGGAAGCCGAACAGAACUUCAUCUCUGAGCUGGUGGCCCUGGCCUGCGUGCCCCUUGCUGAGAGCAAACUGCUCCCCAGUAAGCGCGGGCUGCCAGUCACAGAAUGCCUGGGAUCAUCUGUCUUCUCAGAGAAGCCCCUGAGGACCACAAGGAAGAAGCCCCCGUGCAGGGAGAGAGCCGACCCCGGGGUGCCCAAUGAUGAGGAUCCUGCCUGCGGGGACCACACCUCAGGAUCGCUCAGCAGCAAAAGGCUGAGUCAGCAGGAAAGCGACAUUGGUGACGGUGAGAGCUCAAAGAAGAUGCUCAAGAGAAGGAUCAAUCUGUAGAUUCAGACCAGUGCGGGGACUGAACCUGAAGCCCCGGCCCUGGGUGUGCUGUGGAUGCCGCCUCCUGUCCCGCAGCCUGAGAGACGCGAGGAGGGAGGGCGCGUGGGGUCCCCCCUCGGCCUCACAGCCCGACGUGACGGGGAUGAGCCAGGAUGCUGAAAGGCACGAUGGGCACGGCAGGCCCCGUGGCCUGAGAACGGCGGGAGCCCGGCAUCGGAGAUGCGGGUCUGCGGGUCUGCAUGUCGUUUGGCCUUGAGCACCGGCUCAGGUCCUCACGGAUCUCACUCUUCCCCAGAGGUUCCCCCUUCCUUGGCUCUCCUGGUCCCCGUACCCCAGCCCCCGCCCUGGGUCCUGAUGCCACCGAGCCUGCCUUCCCUGAGCGUAAGGUGGUCCCACUACAGCCCCCGGGCCCUCUGUCCCCAGCCUCUCCGCGAAUAGCAGGCAGGGGGUCUCCCGCGGUGCUGGUGUCUUCUCAUCUGGGGCCUUUGUUGCUGCCCCCUCCAGCGCCCCCUCCUCUCCCUCCCAUGUCCCCUGGCCGUUGGCGGCCGCAGCGUCUCCUCGGGACUAAUUCUCGGCUUUGUAUUUUGCUGCCUGUUGGUGUAGCUGGCAGCUGAGGCCUGGUCACCGUGGGGGCGUCUGGUUCUCAGGCCCAACGACCCUGGCGAGGGACUCCCUGGCCCGGAGGCCUGUCCUGGCCCACCUGGGGGCUGAGGACGCACAGAUACAUGAUGGUUCCGCAGCAGUGUGGUCUCUGGGAGGCACUCAGAGGACGUGGAGGGAGCCCUUGCCCAGCCCGCGGUGACACCCGGUGGAGGUGAGUCCUUCGACUGGGCAGCAGCUCCUCCCUGGAGGAGUGACGUCCCUGGGGGCACCUGCUCCUCCCGAUGAUGAGAACAUCCAGAAGCUUCCAGACAGCCACACAUAAACCACAGCCAGGAGAGGCCCUCCCCACCCGGAGAGAAAAUUACUCUUUUCAUUGAAAUCAGGGAUUCUCCACUCCAGCACUGUGGACGCUUUGGGUGCGGUAAUUCUUUGUCUGAGGGAAGGCCCUGUCCUGUGCUUCACAGGACAUUUAGCAGCAUCCCUGGCCUCCACCCAUGCCACCACCGGUCAUGACAACCAGAAAUGUCUCCAGCCAUUGCCCAGUGUCCCUCGGGGUCGUCACCUGCUGAUCAGAGUCAAAGUCUGCCCUGCUCAAUCCAGGAUGUGACAGCUGAUAUGUCCACUAAUUCCCAGAACAUAAUGGGCCCCACGGCUUUUCUGGGCCGUUUGUGAUUUUUCAUCUCUUAAAACCUGAGUUAGACCCUUUCAGUGGAGAAAGAGUGGCUCCUUCCCGGAAAAAGUGACGGAAACCCACCACCGGGGCAGGGCGUCCUUCCUUCCUGACGGGCGGAGGUGCCAUUUCCAAAGUCGGCCAACAGCGCCCUCUUGUGGCUCAGUAAAAUGUUUCGUUUGUGGAGUCUUGUAA
This is a messenger RNA of Lemur catta (Ring-tailed lemur), 4648 nucleotides long. RefSeq names its product EvC ciliary complex subunit 1 (gene EVC). NCBI's taxonomy places the organism in Eukaryota, Metazoa, Chordata, Mammalia, Primates, Lemuridae. The coding region runs from base 172 to 3180 and encodes 1002 amino acids. The transcript has 21 exons. Gene Ontology annotation, biological process: smoothened signaling pathway. The record is from RefSeq and is a predicted model, not a curated record.